AUGGAAACCAUCGAAGGUACUCAGGAGUGUCCCAGCGGCACGGUCAACGAGGAGACAUUCAAAUACAUCUACUCGCGCUUCUUCCCCCAAGGAGACUCGAACGCGUACGCGCACCACAUCUUCAACACCUUCGACACAGACCACACGGGCACCAUCAAUUUCGAGGAAUUUGUGACGGCUUUAUCGGCGCUGAGCCGGGGCGACAUUUACGACAAACUGCGCUGGGCGUUCUCGCUGUACGACGUCAACGGAGACGGCUACAUCACCAAGGAGGAGAUGCUGGACGUGGUGGGCUCCGUCUACAUGCUGGUGGGACGCCACUCGGGCUCCAUCACUGAGGACGCCGCCACUAAACAGCACGUGGAUAGAAUCUUCCAGAAAAUGGACAUCAACGGAGAUGGUGUCGUAACUAUGGAGGAAUUCGUGGAACUGUGCAGUAAUGAUGAGACGAUCGCGGCCUCUCUGAACCUGUUGGACACGUGUUUCUGAGCCGUAUGUCUCCCGGAGUCUCUCUGCGUCUCUCUGCGUCUCCGUACGUCUCCCGUCAGCCAUCACAGAGACAAGAAACAAGGCCGGAAGCCGGCAGCUGGACGCAUCAGUAUCAUGUCUUGGGACGGAGCUUCGAGAACUAUGUCGCUGCAAUGUAUGUACCAUAUAAAUGUAUAUCGCUGAAAUGUGUCAUCACAAUGUUCGCUGAAGUGUUGACUGCAAUGUGCUGCUGCAAAGCGCUGAGCUGUGCUGCAGGAAGUUUCAGAUGUAUGUACAUUCCUACCUAAUGUGUGCGCGAGUUAUUCGUACAUAUAUGUUAUACGCCAUUAAAACAUUGUCCGAUCUCCCAGACUGAUGCCAGUCCUCGUUACCCGGAAUCACAACUCGUGUGGUGAUCGCCCCACCACCACAAAAGGUCUCAACGUUGUGGGAAGCUGAUUGCUGCUACGGCUUGUAGCGAUGUUCCGCGCAUAUCUGCGGUUUAUAGCUGUCCGAUUCGGCGUCAGACCUCGCUGCAGCUGCCGGUCACGUAGCUGGCUUCUGAAGGCGCUGGUGUCGCUGUGGAUCUCUGAUGAAGCCGGCCGUUUUGUGCAGCUGUGGCGAGCUCGCAGCUGACAGCUAACCGAUGCUAUUAUUUCAUCAAUCCUUUACCACACAUAAGUUGGGUAUUGGAGGAAAGAGGCGAGCAUUUCACUUCAGCUAUGGCGCUAGUCGUUUUAACCCGUUGGUGAAACAUUCCGUUGCCAGAAAUAUGUGAUUGUCGGGAGGGAAAUCGUCGUCAAGUGGCAAUUCUUCCUUCCAUUGGCAGUGCUUUAUUUGGCGGUGGACAGAAAUAUAUGAUGUGCAGUAGUGCUUACGACGCUGAAGCCACAAACAUGUCGUACCCGAAGGCUUUGUCCGCAUGUGUGAUAUAUGUUGGUUAUGUUAUCGUUCAAAACUUUAUCUGACAAGGCUGGCAGUGUCUCGACCGGUAAGUAAGUGGCGCUUUAUUUGGUCGUAAGCUCUCGCGAAAAGAGACUCGUGCUACAGGCCAACUAGCGGCUAUUGUAUUCGUCGCCGUCCGUUCGCGUUGUAAGACAGCCAGGGAUAUAACUGUGAGAUCAUAUGAGAUGAACUGUGAGAGUUAAAAGAGUGUUAAGGAUUAUUUUAGAAAAGUGUGGAAUUGCCUGUUACAGCUUAUGAAGUUAUGACAGUGAGAGCUCCUGAGAUAAUCCUGCGAGAACGCGAGAAGAGCGCUUGACUUCCUGUAAAAGAAUCUGGGACUGCUUCUAGUCAUGAGAACGUGUGGGCCACCAGCAAAAAUUAAUGAGGCUGCAUGCGAGAACUUAUGGCGUGCCUGUAAGAGCGUUGACUGCCUGUGAGAGCCCCGUGAGCCUGUCCGUGAGAGAGUGAGCAGCGCGCUCCGCUUUAGUGGUGGCCGGGCGCCGGUUUGUUGUGUCGGUAUGAGCACUCCGCGCACACCGCAGGUCACGUCACGGCCGCCCCACACUCACACAUACACACCCACUGUCAAAACCAUGUGUUUGUGUCAUGUUUAUCUGUGAAAUAUACAAUUUGUGUCAUGA
Messenger RNA from Amphibalanus amphitrite, 2054 nucleotides. RefSeq names its product Kv channel-interacting protein 4-like. Lineage: Eukaryota; Metazoa; Arthropoda; Thecostraca; Balanomorpha; Balanidae. Bases 1 to 489 code for a protein of 162 amino acids. The record is from RefSeq and is a predicted model, not a curated record. Gene Ontology annotation, molecular function: calcium ion binding. The transcript is spliced from 7 exons.